This is a messenger RNA of Emys orbicularis (European pond turtle), 750 nucleotides long. It is a transcript of the gene MPZ, whose product is annotated as myelin protein zero. The transcript is spliced from 6 exons. Gene Ontology annotation, biological process: myelination. Lineage: Eukaryota; Metazoa; Chordata; Testudines; Emydidae. The record is from RefSeq and is a predicted model, not a curated record. The coding region runs from base 1 to 750 and encodes 249 amino acids. Gene Ontology annotation, cellular component: plasma membrane.
AUGUGGUCCCAGGGCGCUUCGGGGAGUGGGAGCCUCGUGUUGGUCGCUGCCCUGUUCUCUGCACUGGUGCUGGCUCCGACCCUGGCCAUCCACGUUUACACACACCGGGAGGUCCAUGGCACGGUGGGAUCACAGGUCACCCUCGCCUGCAGCUUCUGGUCCAGCGAGUGGAUCUCUGAAGAUGUCUCCAUCACCUGGCUGUUCCAGCCAGAGAGCGGCAAGGACACCAUCUCAAUAUUCCACUUUGUGAAGGGGCAGCCCUAUCUCAGUGAAGUGGGCGCCUUCAAGAAUCGCAUGGAGUGGGUGGGGGACCCACACCGCAAGGACGGCUCCAUCAUCAUCCGCAACCUGGACUACACCGACAACGGCACCUUCACCUGCGACGUCAAGAACCCACCCGACAUUGGCGGCAAGUCGUCUCAGGUCACCCUCUAUGUCUUCGAGAAAGUACCCAUCAGGUACGGUGUGGUCUUGGGGGCCGUCAUCGGAGGAGUGCUGGGGUUGGUCAUCCUCGUGGUGGUGAUAGGCUAUCUCAUCAGGUAUUGCUGGCUAAGGAGGCAGGCAACGCUGCAGAGGCAACUCAGUGCUAUGGAGAAAGGCAAACUGCACCGGUCAGCCAAGGAUUCAUCAAAACGAGGCCGCCAGCCCCCUGUCCUGUACGCCAUGCUGGACCAUAGCCGGAGCACCAAGUCGGCCAGUGAGAAGAAAUCCAAGGGCGGCCUGGGCGAGUCCCGCAAGGAUAAGAAAUAG